CGUCAGGGGUGGCUGGCAGGGGUGGUCGUGGCGGCCGCGGCGGGGUCACGUCCCGGGAUGCAAAUGAACGAGGAGCAAGUCGCCAGAGGGAGGACAACUCACACCUACCCCCGCGUGCGCCUUCCUCGCGCCGCUCUCGUCGCACGUCCGCGGGCAACUACCUGCGACUGGGUAGGCUUUCUUCGACGUCCUGGAUCAGUAGCCGCAACUUACAUUCCGACCCUUGCCCGUCAACCCCUUUUCUUGUUACUUCUUGCCAUCCUUCCGCCUGAAACGACGCAGAACAAGAAAUGGUCGUACGACAACGAGCACGGAGCCUAUACGUGGUUGCAGCAUCUGGCCACACCCGCGGUCAACCUGCUUCGCCGGAACGACAAGUACCUCCAAGAGCUGAGGGAUCGUGGGGAUGACCCCGAGACGUUCAUCAAAGAGUUCUUCCUCUCUGGGUUCGGGCAGAAGAAGCUGAAGAAAUGGUUCAAGAGCCAGAAGAAGCAGGCUGGCGACUACCACCGAGACCAAGGGCAGACCGGAGCGAGCGGUGGGAAGACAGAGAAGCCUUGCGUGUCCUUGCGCCAGCAGUUGUACUCGACGAACGCUGCUGUUGUCAAGGACCACAUGCAGGAGUCAUCUCUUCCGAGUCCCGCCCCCGCGCGUGGGAGCGGGGACGGAGACGGGGACGGGGACGGGGACGGGGACGGUGUCGACCUCGGCUGGGACGAUGUCGGUGUCGACACCACCGUCGUAGAUUCGCGGGAUGGCGGAGUCAACCUUGCGCACCGCAUGAACGCCGAAGACGAGGCUGACAGUGGCUCGGAGGGAGGCAACGACACCGAGGACCUCCAGGGCCCCGAGGACUCCGACGCCGAUGGGAACGCCGAUAGCAAUGACGAGGAUGGUGACGAGGAGGGCGAGGUCGAAGAAGCCGUCACCAACGGGGGGGGAAGCUCGCGCGCAGGGCUGCCCCCCCGCAAAUCGCGUGGGAGUGCGAAGGGGGCGGGGUCGGGAAGCAGCAUCCCGGGGGCGACCUCGGCAGCUGCGUCGAAGCCGUCCAGCGGUAAGGGCAAGGGGAAGCGUCGCGCGAAGCACGGCACUCACCAGGACUUGGACGAUGAGGAGGCGGAGGAGCGCGCAACAUCACGCCCCGUUCCCCCUGCCGCCAAACGCGAAAGCGCGUGGGCCCCCCCUGACCGCAAGAAUAGUGUGCAAGGGAUACUGGAACAUGAAAGGGAUCAACGUGAACAGAGAACGGACAUACUCAGGCAGUUCGUGAAGGCAAGGAGUGGUGGCGGCUCCGGGUCGGGGGGUGGUGGCUCGGAUUUCCAGGAACGGCAGCUCGCCGAGCAGACAAGGUCCAACAAGAUGAACCAGGUGACCGAGCUCGCGAGGAUGGGGGUCGUCAAUAAGAAGGAGCUGAGGAAGAUGGUCGCCCACGUUUCCCCGGAACUAGCGCAGUUUAUGCAGCCAGACGCACUUGAUGAUCUUAGCCUGCCUUCCGACUUCGACUAG
Messenger RNA from Ectocarpus sp. CCAP 1310/34, 1506 nucleotides. The record is from the annotation of a GenBank genome assembly. Lineage: Eukaryota; Phaeophyceae; Ectocarpales; Ectocarpaceae.